Trametes versicolor FP-101664 SS1 is the source of this 1956-nucleotide messenger RNA. RefSeq lists its product as uncharacterized. The coding region runs from base 1 to 1956 and encodes 651 amino acids. The transcript is spliced from 7 exons. The record is from RefSeq and is a predicted model, not a curated record. Lineage: Eukaryota; Fungi; Basidiomycota; Agaricomycetes; Polyporales; Polyporaceae.
AUGUACAUGUUCCUCGCGCCCGUCAUGCCGAGCUACUGCCAUAGCUGUCUCCGAAAGGUUAUGGAGGACGUUCGUGAACGCCUGUCGACAGACACCCCCAACCUACCCGAAUGGCUGCAUCUAGACAGAGACGCUAUCCCCGGCGUCCUCCGUAUACUCAAUUACUGGCUCACCACCAAGAAAUCGACCAAGACGAUGCUGGCCUCGCACCAUCAUCAGAACGCAGAAGCCUCGCAGCAAGCCAUGGAGCUCAUAGCCCUGCAGACGGGAAACGAAGCGCUGCAGCGGAAGAUCGAGGAAUCCAAGGCCGAGCAGCGUAGGGAGAUGGAGGAAUCGCUGCGCUCCAUGACCGACGACAUGAUCAUGGACUUCCCGUUCGUUCCCCCAGGCGCGUCUCCCAGCCAGGCGCGCGCGCUCUUGGAGAAGAAUAUGGACUCGCUCGUGGACACGCUGGCGGAAUCAUACAUCAAGGGCAGGAUCACCGGGUACGAGGAGAUCUGGUAUGAGCGGACGAAGGUGUUCCUGCCGCCCUGGCCGUUCAGGCCAAUCCAUAACGGAUUUGUGGAUGGAUGGGAGCAAAUCAAGCAUCCGCCGAGUAUCAAGAAGUCUACGUUUCGCGAGGUGAGUCGUCAACAUUACGCUCUUCGUAGGUUUAUAUCCCCGCUUUCCUGUGAGCAUCCCGCCAAUCAGUUUGCCCCGCAGGACGCAAACCAUAACAAUGAUGAUUACCACCCUGGCGGCGACGGCUACCCUGACCUGAAAUACGACGCCUUCGAGGCCGUGAGCUUCAUGUCGGACUUCAACAACCGUCACGACCCCGAUGCCCUAGAAAAGCCCAGCAUCGGCAUAGACACGGUGACGUACGAAGUCGCGAGCACCUUCUUCGAAGGCGUUGCGCAUGCUAUUCGAGGCCUGCGCGGGCGCAUCACUGUCGAGCUCGUCUGUGGUGGGCUCUCCGAAGAGCUUGCGAAAAUGCGUCUCGGAGGCGAUAUCAAUCGUCCACCGGCCUUCCCGCGGAAGUAUACGAGGAUGUGGCUUAGCAACGUCCCGGACUACACGCAUGGGCCGAUGAACAUGGCUGUCUUCAUCCUUCCGAACUUACAAGACCACCCGCAAGCGGCUGCCGCUUGUAACUGUUUGCUCAACCUGGGCGUAUGGAAAGACGAUGACCAUUUCUUCUACACGUACACUCAUCUCCUCCCGAAGGAUGUCCCUCGCUACCUGGGCUGCCGCAUAAUCCGUCCGCACGCAGUGAUGGAAAUCCUCGUCAUGGGCUCGCAGCCGCUCCCCCGGCCCCUCGCGGAGCUCGCUACGCGCGACGAGCUUACGACGUGGCUCACACGCGUCCUGUUUAACGUGUUUAUCUCCGGGCGCACUCAGCCGUCGCCGAACAACGUGCGGCUCCCGCACAACCUCGUCGCAUUCUUCGGACUCCUCAUGCACCUGCACCGCGUCGGCUUCCCCGCCCACUGGCUUUCCGACUUCCUCGCGCGCAACAUCAUCGCGACGGCGUACUACGGGAUCCCCUUCUCCAUCGCGAGCGCGCUCCCGGCGGACUUCUCGCGCGAUCUGGAGGACAUACGCGUGUGGGAGGCCAAGGUGUAUGUGACGCUGCCGUUUGCGAUGUCUGCAAUUGCGGCCUUUGGAAACUCGGCGCCGUACCAGCCCACGACGCGCCUGCUGUUCUACCGGCCCGCGCUGGUCAGCCCGGAGGAUACGGUCGAGAAGAUGGGGGCUAUAUUCGAGGGGAAGGUCUCUCCUGUGCCUGGCUCGUUCUUCGUGUUGACUGCGCAGGAGUACGUGCAGUACCGCACUCGGGUGCGGUUCAGGCUGAGCAGGAGGCGCGUCGAGCGGAUGAAGCAGGAGAAAUGGAGCAUGGUGGUAUACCGCAACGACCUUGCCGAGAUAGCGGCAAACUCCGUUCCGGCUUCACAAUGGGUUCCGAUCCGGGAGUAG